GGAGGCGCGGGGCCUGCUCCCGCGGUCACCAUGGCCAAGACCGUGGCCUAUUUCUACGACCCGGACGUGGGAAACUUCCACUAUGGGGCUGGACACCCUAUGAAGCCUCAUCGCCUAGCACUGACCCACAGCCUCGUUUUGCACUACGGCCUCUAUAAGAAAAUGAUCGUCUUCAAGCCAUACCAGGCCUCCCAACACGACAUGUGCCGCUUCCACUCUGAAGACUACAUCGACUUCCUGCAGAGAGUCAGCCCCACCAAUAUGCAGGGUUUCACCAAGAGCCUGAAUGCCUUCAACGUGGGCGAUGACUGCCCUGUGUUCCCCGGGCUCUUUGAGUUCUGCUCCCGUUACACAGGCGCAUCUCUGCAAGGAGCAACCCAGCUGAACAACAAGAUCUGUGAUAUUGCCAUUAAUUGGGCCGGUGGUCUGCACCAUGCCAAGAAGUUUGAGGCCUCGGGCUUCUGCUACGUCAAUGACAUUGUCAUCGGGAUCCUGGAACUGCUCAAGUAUCACCCUCGGGUGCUCUACAUUGAUAUUGACAUCCACCAUGGUGAUGGGGUGCAGGAGGCCUUCUACCUCACAGACCGGGUCAUGACAGUGUCCUUUCACAAAUAUGGAAAUUACUUCUUCCCUGGCACAGGUGACAUGUAUGAAGUUGGGGCCGAGAGUGGGCGCUACUACUGCCUCAAUGUGCCGCUGCGGGAUGGCAUCGAUGACCAGAGUUACAAGCAUCUUUUCCAGCCAGUUAUCAACCAAGUAGUGGACUUCUACCAACCCACCUGCAUUGUGCUCCAGUGUGGCGCUGACUCUCUGGGCUGUGAUCGAUUGGGCUGCUUCAACCUCAGUAUCCGAGGACAUGGGGAAUGUGUCGAAUAUGUCAAGAGCUUCAAUAUCCCCUUACUGGUGCUAGGUGGAGGUGGCUAUACUGUCCGAAACGUUGCACGUUGCUGGACUUACGAGACAUCACUGCUGGUAGAAGAGGCCAUUAGCGAGGAGCUUCCCUAUAGCGAAUACUUUGAGUACUUCGCCCCGGACUUUACGCUCCAUCCUGACGUCAGCACCCGCAUCGAGAAUCAGAAUUCACGCCAGUACCUGGACCAGAUCCGCCAGACCAUCUUUGAGAACCUGAAGAUGCUGAACCACGCCCCCAGUGUCCAGAUUCACGAGGUGCCCUCCGACCUGCUGACCUACGACAGGACGGAUGAGGCCGAUGCAGAGGAGAGGGGUCCUGAGGAGAACUACAGCAGGCCAGAGGCACCCAAUGAGUUCUACGAUGGAGACCACGACAACGACAAGGAAAGCGAUGUGGAAAUUUAAGAGCCGCUUGGAAUGAUCUGGCCUAAGGAAUUCCUUUUCACCGCUUGGUUGGACCGAGAGAGAAGGUGGCAGCUCCCCAGCCCUGGCUGGGCCACCCCCAGGGGUUGUCAUCAACUCUGGAGAAGUUCUUCGGAGCCCACAUCUGCUUCUAGAUCCACUAUUCCUUUCCCUGUCCCUCCCAAGGCCUACCAGUGGCACCUAUUAGGGGAGGAAGGCAGGCAGGCAAGGAGAGCUGCCCUGGGUCAUUUGGGACAUUGGACCUUAAUGGUCAGGCCUCAGCCCUUCUGACCCUAUUACUCCUUCCCUACUUCCCUCCAACAAGAGACGUUUAGGACUGAAUCCCCAGUGGAGGACUCGAUGCCUCUGGCUUCCUCCGUUCCCAGGUUCUGCUGCUGCAGACCUUGUUUCUAGGACAGGUGAGGAGAGAACUUCCCAGAGGACUCUGGCCUCAUAGCACCAGAGGGAAGUUUUGAGUUGGGGGAGAAUAUAGAAAAGGGCUUUAUGUCCCUUUUACCACGGUUUUUAUCCAAUAAAUCAAGUUGGUAUUUUUUGUA
This is a messenger RNA of Echinops telfairi (small Madagascar hedgehog), 1871 nucleotides long. It is a transcript of the gene HDAC3, whose product is annotated as histone deacetylase 3. The record is from RefSeq and is a predicted model, not a curated record. The transcript is spliced from 15 exons. Lineage: Eukaryota; Metazoa; Chordata; Mammalia; Afrosoricida; Tenrecidae. Gene Ontology annotation, molecular function: histone deacetylase activity. The coding region runs from base 31 to 1317 and encodes 428 amino acids.